UAAAACCGCCCCAGAAUUUCCCUGCAGUUUUCAAAAAAACCAAGCUCCUGACCCAGGUGACCUCACCCAACUCUGUAUAUAUUGCUAUACCAACCAGCCCUCUAUCACAAACCCCCUCCAAAUUCUUCUCAAUCUCCAAAAACACAGACAUAUCCAAUUUUAGUACCUACCCUUUUGAGUCUAUACCCUCCAACAACUUAACAACCAGCCAUGUUGGAAUCAGAGAGGUUCAAGAAAAUCCAGAAGAACAGGAAAUGCUUUGCAUACAUUGGAAUCUUCAUUGUGUUCCAAAUCAUAGUCAUGACCGUUUUCGGAUUGACCGUGAUGAAGAUCAAAACCCCGAGCGUGAGGCUGAGGUCUGUGACGGUCCAAACCAUCGAAAGCACCUCCAAUACUUCCUUCACCGCAACUCUCAUUGCUGAAGUUGCCGUGAAGAACAAGAAUUUCGGGAGCUACAGGUUCGAUGCCACCACGGCUAAUGUGACCUACGGGGAUGUCACGUUGGGAAGAGGUGACAUUAUCAAGGCACGCGCCGGUUUGAAGAAGACGAAGAGAUUGAAUGUGACCAUUGACGUAAGCUCGAGUGGGGUGUCGGAUAACAGCCUUGCCACUGAGCUGACUUCAGGGAAUGUGACACUGAGGGCUCUUUCGAGGGUGACUGGUAAGGUGUCAUUGAUGGGGAUGAUGAAGAAGAGGAAGACCGCGAAUAUGAACUGCUCGAUGAUUGUUAAUGUUCCAAACAAGGUUGUUUACGAUUUGACUUGUAAAUGAUAUUGCCUUGGUUUUUUUUUUCUUCUCUGUUCUUGUUCUGAGUUUCUUGCCCUGUUCUUUCUGUUGUGGGGCUUUGGAUUUGUUUACAGAGAGCUAGUGUGUAGCUCAUUUAUUAUUUCUUGAUAGUAAUAAAAUAAAUAAGGAGAUGUAUGUAUACUUAAUUGGGUGUAUGAAAUUUGCUAGUCACAUAUCAAUGGUUGGUAAGACUGAGUUUCGCUUCA
Messenger RNA from Rosa rugosa (rugosa rose), 992 nucleotides. RefSeq names its product late embryogenesis abundant protein At1g64065-like. The record is from RefSeq and is a predicted model, not a curated record. The coding region runs from base 211 to 771 and encodes 186 amino acids. Lineage: Eukaryota; Viridiplantae; Streptophyta; Magnoliopsida; Rosales; Rosaceae. The transcript has a single exon.